CUCUGUUCAGUGCAGGAAAAGGUGGAACCUCUAGCGUCGCUUUGCACUCGAAUUAGCGACCUCCAUCUGCCGAAUCCGUACACAUCCGCUCGUUGUAAUCCGUACAGGACGCAAUUCUCCCGUCCCUCGGCUGAACAAUUUUUUUUUCUUGCCUGUUCUUCAUGUUCCUGCUUCUUUCCCGCCUUCCCCAACCCCCCCGGUCGACAAGCAGGAGCGCUCAACCAGGACCCUUGAUUAUCUGAAGGAAACCCCUUCCUGGCCGCUACCCAAUCCCAAGCGCUUCCCGGCGGUCAAACACACCUGCCUUUCACAGUAAAGCAGCCCCUCGAACUGCAAGUUGGUGGUUGUUUGCGUCACCACCGGCACACCUCCUCCUACUCAGCAGCCGAUCAUGGAUUUCUACAGCAGUAAACAAGCAGCCGCCGAGUGCGUCUCGGACGAGGCCCUCAUCCACCUCAAGUCCUACAAGUACUCGGCCGUCGACAAGUCGCCCAUAUCCAACUACAUCCUGCGCCCAUACUGGAACGCCUUUGUCGAGCUGCUGCCGCUAUGGCUGGCCCCAAACAUGGUAACCCUUCUUGGGUUCAUGUGCAUCCUCUUCAAUGUCGGCUUGAUGGUCAUCAUGGUGCCGGAUCUUGAAGGACCAGCACCAUCAUGGGUGUACUACAGCUUUGCCUUGGGCCUCUUCAUGUACCAGACCUUCGACAACGUCGACGGCAAGCAGGCACGCCGCACCGGCACCUCGAGCGGCCUCGGCGAGCUCUUCGACCAUGGCAUCGACAGCCUCAACUGCACCCUCGCCAGUCUCCUCGAGACGGCUGCCCUAGGCCUCGGCACCUCUCAGUCCGGCGUCUUUACGGCCCUCUGCCCUUGCCUGCCCAUGUUCUUCUCCACCUGGGAAACCUACCACACCCACACCCUCUACCUGGGUGUCAUUAAUGGCCCGACCGAAGGCCUCCUGCUCGCCUGCACCUUCAUGAUCCUGUCGGGGUACUAUGGCCCAGGCAUCUGGACCGAGCCCCUGGUCAAGCUCUUCGGCCCGCGCAUCGAGGCGCUCCGCAUCUUAGGCCUGACCGACGAAACGCUCGCGCACCUCUCGAUCCGCGACUUCUGGGUGGCCUUCAUCGUGCUCUCCCUGCUCUUCACCCACAUCCCCUUCUGCAUCUACCACGUCGUGAAAGCUCGCCGCGCCCGGAACCUGCCCGUCGCGCCCGUCUUUCUCGAGUGGACCCCGAUGGUCGUGUACACCGUCUCCAUCGGCGCCUGGCUGUACUCGCCUUACUCCACCAUCUGCUCCGAGAACCACUUGGUGCUGUUUUGCUUCAUCAUGAGCUUCGUCUUUGGCCGCAUGACCACCAAGAUGAUCCUGGCGCACCUCACCCGCCAGCCGUUCCCCUAUUGGACCGUCAUGCUGUGGCCACUGGUCGGCGGCGCAGUCCUGGGGAACCUGCCCCGGCUGGGGCUGCCGGCCGUCUCGGCCAAGGUCGAGUACAUGUACCUGCUGGGGUACUUGGUGUUCGCAGCAGUGGUGUACUUCCGGUGGGCGUGGCUCGUGACGACGAGCAUCUGCCGCUUCCUGGGGAUCAACUGCCUGACGAUUCCGUACGAGAAGCAGAGACUGGUUCACCAGCAGUCUCAGGGGAUCCUGAACGGGAUGCCGGCAAAUGGAAGGAAGGUGGACUAAAUUCCUAGAGAGGACGAGGGAAUGAUAAACAACGUUCUGAGAUGUGGUAACUGGUCAGGAUAUAAUGGGAGAAAUGGAGUAAAUUCGAUGACCGGCGCUGUGGGAUGAUGAAGGCAUUGGGUUUUUUUGCAUCAGAGCAUGGCGUUUGUAUGGUUUCGGGUUGUCGCCGUUGGCAUUCAUGCAUGCGUUGACUUAGCAAGGCCCUUGCCGGCGGGCGAUAGUGCUCUAAGCGGUCUUAGAUCUUUGGUAAUGAGCUGGAAUGGUAAAGAUAAUAGACCACGCGUACAUAUAUAUCUUUUUCAUCGCCGCUCACGAACUUGAACCCGGAGCAGCAUUGACUAUUCGGACCGUCCUUUAGAAAAGGAAGAGAAAAAAAAGGCAAAGUUUAUC
Molecule: messenger RNA, 2074 nt
Organism: Thermothelomyces thermophilus ATCC 42464
Lineage: Eukaryota; Fungi; Ascomycota; Sordariomycetes; Sordariales; Chaetomiaceae
Exons: 4
Coding region: 392-1684 (430 amino acids)
Biological process (GO): phospholipid biosynthetic process
Cellular component (GO): membrane
Molecular function (GO): phosphotransferase activity, for other substituted phosphate groups
Source: RefSeq, a predicted model, not a curated record